UUCAGGCCAAGAAGGAACGCGUGGCUAAGAACGAGCUGAACCGGCUACGGAACCUGGCCCGAGCGCACAAGGUCCAGAUGCCCAGCUCGGCCGGCCUGCACCCUACGGGACACCAGAGUAAGGAGGAGCUGGGCCGCGCCAUGCACGUAGCCAAGGUCUCCACCGCUUCGGUGGGGCGCUUCCAGGAGAGCCUGCCCAAGGAGAAGGCGCCCCGGGGCACCGGCAAGAAGAGGAAAUUCCAGCCCCUCUUUGGGGACUUUGCAGCUGAGAAAAAGAACCAGUUGGACCUACUUCGAGUCAUGAACAGUAAGAAGCCUCAGCUGGACGUGACGAGGGCCACGAACAAGCAGAUGAGGGAGGAGGACCAAGAAGAAGCUGCCAAGAGGAGGAAAAUGGGCCAGAAGGGCAGGAGGAAGGGGGGCCGGCAAGGACCUGGGAGCAAGAGAAAAGGCGGACCGCCGGGCCAGGGAGAGAAGAGGAAAGGCGGCUUUGGAGGCCAGAAGCAUUCCAGGCCUUCUGGUUUAAGUGGGAAGAAGAAAGGAGUGUCACACCAAGGUGGGAAGAGGAGGAAGUAGUUUUCUUCCCACUGGACCUGUUCUACAUAUCAAGGACUGUCUGUACUAAGGGUUAAGUUGUGCACAGUGCAGGCCGCUGCCGUCGUUGAAAUUGAAAGGACGGUUUUGCCUCCCUUCAGGACAGUCAGUGAUGGACUAUGAAUUAAUACUUUUCCUACAAUGGAGACAUUGGCUGGAAAUUAAGGGCAAAUUUUGAGAACAUGACAAUUAGAGAAAUGAUAUGGUCAGAACCAGGAGUAAGUUAGCAACUUGCUUUUUUUUAUCUUGACUUUGGAUCAGAUUUCCGGGGUAUAGUAGAUUGGUUUCAGUAUUUUUGCAUUGUUUUAUAACAAAGCUUGUAAACUUAUCAAAGCAGGGAGGAUGGAGAAAACCAAGUCUAUCUGUGUCUUACAAGUAUUGUAAAGGUUACUUAAUAAAAAGUAUGCCAGCA
Cricetulus griseus (Chinese hamster) is the source of this 1005-nucleotide messenger RNA. Lineage: Eukaryota; Metazoa; Chordata; Mammalia; Rodentia; Cricetidae. The record is from RefSeq and is a predicted model, not a curated record.